Molecule: messenger RNA, 261 nt
Organism: Leptosia nina
Lineage: Eukaryota; Metazoa; Arthropoda; Insecta; Lepidoptera; Pieridae
Source: the annotation of a GenBank genome assembly
AUGCCGGCCCAGAAAAAUCCAGACGCGGAACGCAAUAACCCCUGUUUAAAGGAGCAAGAAGCGUCUUAUAACUGCUUAAGCAGAAACGGAUACAACGCUGAUAAGUGUGAACAGUACUUUGACAAUUAUAACACAUGUAAAAAGUUUUGGGGAAAGGUCUCUCAAGAUAGAAGAUCAAAAGGUCUGGCUCCAUACCUACCUGAAGUGUCAGAGAGAGAAAAAGUAAAAGAGGAUUAUUUAAAGAAAGUAUAUUUUAAUUAA